UUUUCAAAUCAUUUUUGUUUUUGUUUUUUUCUAUUCUCAAGAAUAAUUUUCUUUUAAUUAUAUUAUUUUAUUGAAUUAUUGUUUCUUUUUUGUCAAUAAAUUGUCCAACAAUUUAUCAGCGUGUCUCUCAUCAUCAUGUGCGAUGAAAAGAUUCAACAAUUAAGUCAAACAAGGAUCCGUUUUCUAUUUAGUAAAUUCCGAAGCCGAUCAUCCAACCCUGAAGGAUUUGAUUCUAAGCUAAAUUGGUGGAUCGGAGCAAUCAAUGAAUUGUGCAUCCAAGAGCGAAGGUAUCACUUUAAUAUAAGCCAAUUGAGUAAAGCUUUUAAAAGUUGCAAUGUUAUCCCCGAUUUAGACUGUUUAAGAUUAGUCGCCUCGGAGAUGAAGCGUCGGGAUAAUCUGGUGACUCGGGAUUAUUUUAUCAACAAUAUUUGUGCCAACAGCGGACAGAGUUGGUUAUCAUGGGGCCUUGGAUCUUUGGCUAAACCUCUUAAAUUUGGACUCUCCUGGUUCGGUAGUAAAGAGGACGAGCAAGAAGAAUGUGAAUUGAUGGAUCAAAGUAUCUCCUACUCAAGUGAUUUGGUUAAUCUUGAAGCAGUUGUAUCGGGAUCAAGAGAGCUGAUGACUUAUGUCAAUGAACAACAAUUGAUUGAUAAAUGUCUUAAAUAUGAAGAAUUUGAGAAAUCACUUGUUACCUUUAACAUUAAACCCGAUCAAUUGGAGAUUCUCCUUUUAUAUUUAACCUCAAUUAAGCAAGUUAUCACUAUGGAGGAUAAAGGAACCCGAUACAUUAAAUUUGGUGAUGACGUUCAAUUUAGUGAUUUAGAUGUGAGCUUAAGGAGUCUGGAAUCAGCUCGAGAGCUGAUUGAAGAUGACAUUGUCAAAAUAGAAAUGGAGAUUGAAAAAUGUAUGGUAGAAGCCAAAUCAGCUAUCAGAGCAUCCAAUAAGAUUAAAGCUAAGUCAUUAUUGAGGAGAAAGAAACGAUUGGAAGAUGUUCUCAGUAAAAAGGAAGCUCAACUCGAUAAUAUCAACUGUCUCUCUGAACAAUUGGUCGAUGUUCAAUCCAACAAGGCCGUUGUUAGUGCUUAUAAAGAGUGUGCUGAUGCUUUGAAAGCCGCACAAGUUAAACAUGAUGAAAUUAAUUUCACCAUCUCUGAGAUGGAAGAUGCUUUUGAAACUCAGAAUGAUAUUCUCACCGAUUUGGGUAAAAAUAUAACUACAUCGAUGAUCGAUGAUGAUGAAUUGGAAGCUGAACUGAAAGAGAUUAUGCAACUUGAUGAUACUGAGAAGAUAAAAGUACCAAAUAUGUCACCUAAAGAAAAUGAUGAUAAAAUUGAUGAAUUAUACAAACGACUUGAGAAUCUUCGUCGGCCCAUGAGAACAUCAUCUCCACAUAAUGAACCAGCGGCUCGAAAGGUGAAAAAAGUAGCCGAUUAAAAGAUCAUUUUAUUUUCACUCUCUCUCGUUAUCGAAUCGAUUUCAUCAAUAUAUUUACUAUUCUAAUGGUUAAUCCUUGUUCAUGUUAUCAUCCAAUUUAAUUCAAUGGAAUCAAAUUCAACAUCAAAAUUCAACUCUCUUUUCAACACUCUUUAUAAACAUCGAUACAUCUUACCUGAGUUUCAUCCUCUAAUCUACAUCUAAUCCAAUUAUUUACGAUCGCUGUUCCAAAGGAAAUUGAAUCAUUCAAUGCAACUCUCAAUUCAUUGUCGUGCGAUGGACAUGAGAUUUCAAAGGAAAUUCAGAAAAAUGAACAACCUGCUUAUGGAAAUCAUCGUUUGUUUACCGAUAAAACAACAAGUUAAUCAACGUAAUUGCAAAUUUUUCCAAAAAUAUCUCGUGAAUAAUCAACAUGGAAUUGCAUCUGUAUAUUGGAAUCGAUACUUUUAUAAUUCGAAAACGGUUUUCUUUUUAUUACCAAGCAUUUCUACUUUUCGAGGUUAAAAUCGAUAUAAUAACUUUCCAAAAAUUCAAGGUAAUUUGUUAUAAAGAUGUUAAAUUGUCCUUGAGGAUAAAGGAGUUAACUAAAUGAUUAAAAUAAUGGGAGAAAAAUAAACAAUAGCAAAUCAUCAAUACCAACAAGUUAAUCAUCUUCAUCUUAAUUAUCAUCAUCAUCAUCAUCAUCCAGUAUCAGACUCGUUUAAACAAAUACAAUUCACUUAACCCAUUCCUGAUUUUCAUUAUGUUUUUCAUCCUCAAGUGAAUAGAUAAAUCAUAAUAAUUACAAUUUAAUGUAUUCUAAUCAUUUUCCUGUUUUUUCUGUUAUUUACUAAUCAUAAUGUCCAUUGAAUUGAAACCUUUAAUGACUUGAUUGAUUAGGAACAAUUUGUCCAACAUUAAAUCUCUCACCAAAUUGUAAUUGAAUCACUUAAAUAAUCAAAUGAUGUUUUAAAUGGGGAAAUAAAAUAAUUGAUUAAAUUAUUAAA
This is a messenger RNA of Panonychus citri (citrus red mite), 2420 nucleotides long. RefSeq lists its product as uncharacterized. The transcript has a single exon. Bases 136 to 1434 code for a protein of 432 amino acids. Gene Ontology annotation, cellular component: ESCRT III complex; cytoplasmic side of plasma membrane; multivesicular body. Gene Ontology annotation, biological process: late endosome to vacuole transport via multivesicular body sorting pathway; vesicle budding from membrane. NCBI's taxonomy places the organism in Eukaryota, Metazoa, Arthropoda, Arachnida, Trombidiformes, Tetranychidae. The record is from RefSeq and is a predicted model, not a curated record.